AUCCUCUCUCCAAGUGUGUGUGUUUGUGUGUGUAUAUGUGUGUGUGUGCAUAUAAAAGCCUCUCUCUCCAUGCUUCCACUUCACUCUCAGCUCUCCAUUGCUUUGCUGAAAGCAUAGGCGCAGGACGGACGAGAGGGGAGGGGGGACACGACUGAAGGAGAUCCCUGUGUUACAGUGGGAGACAUUUCUUUGACCUUCCUCCUUACUUUCUCCCCCACCCUCCUCCCCCCUCUCCCAAUGUGUUUUGGGUCUCCCUCCUUUCCCCCCGCUUCUUCCUCUUCUUCCUCUUAAGCGUCUCGGCUCUGCUUGGACGGUGGCUGCAUCGAUGCAAAAUGGGUUGUGGCAAUUCCUCAGCCACCAACACCUCAGGAGGGGGGCCAGCAGACGUCUCCAAAGAUGUGACAGAAGAUCCUGCGGCAGACGAUGAGAAAAGAAGGAACUAUGGUGGCGUAUAUGUAGGUCUACCAGCAGACCUGACCACUGUGGCUGCCAGCCAGUCCAAGUCCACACGUAAAGACUAGCAGCGACUAAAAGACACAACGCAGGAUCCUCCAUAUUCAUUCACCUAGAGACACUCACAUUACAAGCAGAGAGCAUGUAAGUGCUCCUAUUCUGGCUCACCACACACUGAAUAACAACUCAGGCUUUAACACUGUCAUUGGGCGAGGAUGUGGACAGCUUGCCGGGGAUCUGAGGACGCUGCCUCAUGGAGUCAUGGGUGGCACAGUGACGCAGGGAUGCACAGCAGAGGUCUGCAUACGGCAUCCAUCAUCACCCUUCACUUUGCAAAAAAAAAAAAGGAAGAUGAGCAUCAGAGCGGACAAGCACCCACCCUGGGACUGGCUGUGGGCGGCGGCAAUGGGCGUUGUGACAGCCAUCUUGGCUUCUCGGUCACGGCACUGGAACAUUCUCUUUCUUUCUCAGGAGGAGACAGGGGACCCAGCCAACUAACUAACUAACUAACUGUCUGGGAAACACACACACAUUCCCAAUAGCCCUCUGCAAUAAUAAUCACUGCUCAGUUAUUUCUCUAAGAAGCCAUCAAUGAUUCAUUGUGUGGCGGAGACAGAGAGUUAGAGAGACAGAGAGAAAUCAGAGUUUUGCAAAAAGCGGCAAACAAGUUCUUGUUAAUGCAUCACAGAACAUCAAAGUGUCAUUGAAAAUAGAAUUGAUUUCAAUCAGGGGCGUGCUGCUGUAAGUGUCUGAAAAUGACACUGCUUCCGAUGAUGAGCCUAAAUGAUAAUAAUAAGUUAAAUCAGGAGUGUUUUAAUCAACGUCCGCAAAUGUCCUGCUAUUGUCACUUAACUUGUGCCCCAGACUGAUUAUGUAACAUCAGCAUAUGACUCAUGAUACUUAGAGGAUCUCCCUCUCUCUCUGUCUGCCUGCCUCUUUCUCUCUCUCAUGCUCUCUCUGCAGCAUGUUGUUUUUUCCCCCUGCAGAGCUCUGAUUCUGGGUAAUUCACACAGCUCUUACAAUCUUUCUCAGAAGCAGAAUUGUCUCGCCGUUUGUUCUUCAAGCAUAAAAUGUGAUCUAAUGUGUAACAGCAAAAACAAAGUCAUUAAAUUAAGUUCAGUUGCAAAAAAAAAAUUGUGCAAAAAAGGAAACCAAGAGAGGCAGAGGUGGUGAUUUUUGUUUUAACGUCCCUUGUUUUUCAUACAGUUUACUGACAUUGUUUUGUAACUGAUUUUAUUACAAUCUAUUUUAUACAUUAUGUAACACACUUUGUUGUGAAUGUUGUGAUAUUCUGUAUGUAGUCCCUUAAGGAUAAAGCUGGUGCUACGCUGUGUUUUUGUUAUGUCCAGCAAAUACCAUGAAAAGACUAAAGCCAACCAAUCUCGUGGCCUUCAGGAGCUGAUGGAGUGGUUCUGUUGUCAUGGAGAUUAAUAGGAAAUGGCAAGUAGUUUUCAAUGGUCCUAUAGAUAUAUACAAGGAUGUAAAUCCAGCUAAAAUAGGUCACUAACAUUUAGUUUCAUUUUUUUAAAAAAAGGCUCAGUAAUCUACAACAGCUGGGCAUGGCAGUUGUUAGCAAAUGUAAUUUAAAAGGGGUGAAUAGCGCAUUUGUUGGGGACUAUUUUCAGCUGUGGAUUAAUACACAUUUGGUAUUCUACUACAGUGAUUCCCAACCACAAAUACUUGGGGUGCGUUCAGAAAUACUCACUCAGCAUGCCAGAGUGCACUCUGGAACAAACUGGACUAUUUGUAAAUUAGUUGCGCUGUUGGAUUGUACUGUUCCGUUCUUCAGACCAUCACAGUCUGGGAGCAGCUGAGCGAAAUCUGGGCACUCUGUCUGGGGAGACGUAGUCUGACUCAUUGCAUGUAGAUUGUGGCCAUAACGCUGCCACUGGGCACUGAUUUCAGCCAGAAUUCUCCCUUCCAUCCCCUGUCUGUGUGUUACCAUUUCCAAAUCCCCUAUUGUAAGAGCGCUGUCACUGCAUCGUGGCCUUAGUGCUGCCCAAGAUGAGUGUGGUUGGUUUAAAGGGACAAAAACACGGCAGCAUCUUUCCCCCCUAUAGAAACAAGAUAAUAGGUGAUUUAAACCUUUCUCUUAUGCUGACACAGCGCUGUAGAGAUAAGUCUGGCUACGCAAGACCAACAUGUUCUCACUCCAACCUCGUCACAUAUCAGCGUUUGAUCAUGGACCUUCAACGUCUAGAUAUGAUGUGAAAGGUACCUUGGGUGUGUUGGUUGUUGCCGUUCUGGGACACCGUGUCAAUUCUGCCUGUUACAUGCAUUGUCUUCUUUCAAAAUACACUUCCGUUUUCACAGGAAAUGUACCGUUUACAUACAGUCUCUUUCAAAAUAAAUGCACUAUGUCGGCACAACACUGCGAUUUGGUGGGUUUUUUUUCCUCCAACAACUAACGCAUGCAGUUGGGUUUGGAAAAAAGAACACUCUUUGACGGUUUGACUUAAUAAUCUUACGGGAUAGAACACCGUGUCCCAGGUGAAAGUCUAUGUUUUUGGAUCCAUCCACCACCCCUUCCGCCCGCCCUAUUCGUACUUUCACCACCUUAACGUUCAGUUUUGUCCCACCACAUUUCCCCCUGACGCCACCAAGUGCUGUUCAACGACAAAACAAUGUUAAAGGACAGCUUUUUUUUGUCAAUGUCUGACGCUGCAAGCCACUGCCUAAGCGCUGGAUUUUGACGACUUUGGAGUGAGACCUUGGCAGAGUGCUACUCAGGAAUCAGGGAAUGUAUUGUUAACGUAACGGUUCGUUAAUUCAUGUAGAGCUAGAACGCUCUGUUUCUUUGAACAAUAGCUCUCUCAUUUCAGUACAGAGCAUCAGUUUGGAUUUAUGAAUGCACCCUUGUACCCUAGGGGUACUUCUGCAGUUACAAUGAUGUAUGUGGCAAUAUAUCGGUGUAACUCAGCGAAUUCAAAAAACAUUAAAUAACAAUGAAUUUAAAAAUGUAUUUUUAAUCAGGGAGUGUGCGAGUUGCAGCAAGCAAGCAAGCAGAGAAGUCUAAACAGUAAAAAAUAAUGUGUAAAUGCACAAAAAUUAGCUCAAAAUCUGGUUGUAAGUGUUAACUAAAAGGACCAAACAUGCAGCUGAAAUAGUCAGCGUAAAGUAAUGCAUCGUGUAGCUUCUGCGACUCAUAGUACAAUUGCAAACUUGACCAAACCAACCAAAACACUGACAGUUUAACUGUAUGAAAAAAUACUGUUCAUAGUGUUUUAUAAUAUCCAGCUUAUUUGGAACCUGGUGGUUUAAUGAAGGGGUACUUGAGUCCAUCUGAUAGGGGUGCAGAAAAGGUUGGGAACCACUGCUCCAGUAGUGUUUACAGCAGCAGGACAGUAUAUGUGGACUAAAGAGCUAUGGUGCAGAGUUAUAAGCUACAUUGGUUAUUUUAUGGCUAUAUAUUUGUUAGUAGGGUCAAUUCAUGGUGUUUUUUUUUCAUGGUAUUUUUGGACAGUAAGAAAACUAUAGAACCAGCCUUAUUUUAAGCAAAAACCUCACCAGUGUCCCCAUUAAAAAACACACAUUACAGCUGGGCGGACAUUAGGGGCCAAGGUCAUUUGUCAGCUCUUGACGGCUCUCUCUUCUAAUGAAUGUACAACAACCUCCACUCACCGGGACCCAAGAGGAGGGUGGAAAUAGGCCAACUUUAAACACUUGAGAUUCAAGAGAUGUUCUGCGUUACACAAAACGCUUCAUACGCCUGUGUGUGUGUGUGUGUGUGUGUGUGUGUGUGUGUGUGUGUGUGUGUGU
Epinephelus fuscoguttatus (brown-marbled grouper) is the source of this 4212-nucleotide messenger RNA. RefSeq names its product overexpressed in colon carcinoma 1 protein homolog. NCBI's taxonomy places the organism in Eukaryota, Metazoa, Chordata, Actinopteri, Perciformes, Serranidae. The record is from RefSeq and is a predicted model, not a curated record. Bases 333 to 521 code for a protein of 62 amino acids. The transcript has 6 exons.